Molecule: messenger RNA, 2800 nt
Organism: Arachis stenosperma
Lineage: Eukaryota; Viridiplantae; Streptophyta; Magnoliopsida; Fabales; Fabaceae
Exons: 3
Coding region: 345-1097 (250 amino acids)
Source: RefSeq, a predicted model, not a curated record
GCCGAACGUUAAACGGAACACACAUCUCUCUCUCUCUCUCUCUCGCAAAGCCUCUGUUUCUGACUCUGUCCCUUUCUCUCCAUUCUGCAAAUUCACAUCUUCUGCUUCUUCUUCUUCAAUUUCCAACCGCUAUCAAAAUAACCACUCCCCCAACGCACACAAUUCCCAUACUGAAAACAAAUAAAACCGAAGAAAAAGCCAUAACUCUAUCACACACCAAUAAAAAACUCGAAGAGAAUUCAGUGAAGAAGCUCAAAAUACAAUCACACACGCAUCAAACCAAUCAACACACUGUCAAAACGAUUAUCAAGAACAAAAGGGGUCAUCAUCAAUAUUGUUCUGCCAUGGGUAUGGUACCUGAGAGAUCAAAGCCACUUCACAACUUCUCCUUGCCAUGCUUGAAAUGGGGUUCUCAAAAGUUCCUAAGAUGUGUCAACGCUCCCUCCAACAUCACCAUCAACAGCGAUAACAAUAACCCUUCUCAACCUUCUUCUUCUUCUCCUGAUCGCAGAUCCUCGCGCCUCCAACCCAAACCCCAAAUCAACCAAAUUGAACCUUCUAGACUCCCCAAGAGAAAAUCCAACCAAAACUUUGAUGGGGUAGCAGGGAAGAAGCUCAAAGUUUCGAACUUUGAGGAUGGAGGGGGAGGAGCAGGAGGAGGAGGAGAAGAAGGUGGUGGUGCAAAUGGUGAUGGUGGUGGUGUUUCUAAUAGGCCUUGGAAUUUGAGGACAAGGAGAGCUGCUUGCAAGGCACCACCAUCACCAUCACCAUCACCACAAGCACAAGCACUGAUAACACAAACAGCAUCAGCACCACAUGAUGAAGAGCGCAAUAAGUUAUUUGAUGUUGGUGGUUCUUCUUAUUUUCAAGUGAAGGAUAAGAAAGUGGUGAUGACGAAUGAGAGAGCCAAGUUCUCAGUUUCUCUCUCCAAGGAAGAGGUUGAACAAGACUUCUGGGGAUUGGUUGGGACUAGGCCUCCUAGAAGACCUAAGAAGAGGCCUAGAAUUGUUCAGAGGCAAUUGGAUACACUAUUUCCGGGGUUGUGGCUGACUGAGGUUAAUGCAGAUUGCUACAAAGUGGCUGAAGUUCCUGAAUGAGGGAGGACAUGAUGGCGAAACGGGACUCCGGAUGUCCCAAAUGCCAUUCUUGCUGACUUCUUACACCUUGUGACAUAAAUAAUGGUAAUUGGUAACCUACCAAGUCAAAACCAUCUAUGUAAAAAGGUUGUUUUCAAUAAUCCUGUAAGUUUUUAAUUUUGCUGUUCUUUAUCUGAAUGUAGUAACUUGUAGAUCUAUUGAUGAACAAUGUUACCUUCUUCUUCAAUUUGCCAUCAAAUUAUAGGAUCCCACUGUAGUAGUUUUUACCUUUACCAUUGCUCUCAGUACAUAGUAAGAGUAACUAAUAAAGCUUCUGGCUUUCCUCAAAAUUUGGAGUCAUCGAUUCGCUGCUUAUCCGUCGCAAACAAAUUUGAUCUUCUCCAUAGCAGAAAUGUGAAUAAGGUGAUAAGCUAUACUGAACUAUAAAUAUGCUUCAGGAAGCUAAUAACAAGAUCAGAAUCUGUUUAGUUCAAUUUCGAUAUGGUACUGAGAAGUUAUAUUUUAUACGGCACUAAUUUUUACCUGGUUUGAAGAUGGAAAAAUUGGCAUAUACGGAUAGCUUAACAUGUACUAGUGACUUUUGGUUACACACAUUAAUAUGGUUAAUGCAUUCUUCUUUGUAAUAGAAGAAAAUAGAAAUAGAGAAUGCAAGGUUUUGAUCAAUUGUUAAUCAAAACUCAUCUACUUCUGUUACUAAGUUUUGCAUUCUACACAUGGAACCUGGCAUAGAAGCUUGCCAAACAAAGGUCUAGAAUUAUUGAGUUAAAGAAGUGCUGCAACUGCAAGUUCUAAUGGUUACAUGGUUGACUUUUUUUAACUUAGAAACCAAUGGAUUUGAGCCAUUGUUGAAGUUGGAUAAGGAAGCCAUUUCUGUGAGAGACAAGAUCAGCAGUUGUUCCAAGAAGGAACAGGUAAAAACUCGCAAUCUGUUUUCCUCUCAGCUACUGCAUUACCAUUGAAGAUCUUCCUGCUCUGAGCCAUUGCCAUAAGCCAAUAUUUCAUUUCACCCAUUAUUGUUUAUUGCAUCUGAUAAACAGGAAAACAAAUCUGUUGAGUGCAAGCAAUAUGAUGGAUGAUUAAGGGUUCUUUUUUUUUUGUGUGUGUAUAAAGUGGAAAUUAUCAAUAAUUUCCCUUUUAAUUUCUCUGAGCUUCAGAAAUCCUGCUAGGUGGUGGAGUUUAUCUGAACUGUCAUUGCAGGUGAAACAGUUUUUCUUUUUUGCUUUGGUCAAAACCACAGGUAUCCUAUUCCUCCGGCCUGAGGCAAUCCUGCUUGACUCAGGUAGGGCCACUCGCCACUCCGAUGGAGAAUCUCUCCCUUCCAAGUUUUAACUCGGUUGCGUAAGGCAUACCCAUAGGACUUGAAUCCAAGUAUCCAAGUCCUUUUGGAAGCAGUUAAUGCUUGUUGAAGUGGCACUUCUAUCUGUUGCUGUGAUCAUAAUUUGUUGAAACUCUUGUGUCAUUUUCAUGUUAGCAUAUGAUUACUUAAGGCCUAUUUAGCAAUUCAAGUACUUUCUAGUGAUGAAAGUUCUUGAGUAGCUCUAAAAGAUCUCAAUUCUCAAGUAAUUUCUGAAGGAAUUGGACAGUUGAACGUUUUGUAUUGGAUGGCAUGGUUCUUGAACAUCAUCUGUUUUGUGCUGAGGAAUUGAAUCAAUGGCUAUCUAAAAUAUUGGAUCAUGUAAAAACUAUGAAACAUGUUUGUUUAU